This is a messenger RNA of Adineta ricciae, 987 nucleotides long. Lineage: Eukaryota; Metazoa; Rotifera; Eurotatoria; Adinetida; Adinetidae. The record is from the annotation of a GenBank genome assembly.
AUGACAAACAUAUCGACAACAGCAUUAACAUCAACAAUCAUUCUAAAUCCAAAUAUUAUCACAAAUUAUUUGGGCACAUUUAUUUUAGUAUUUGGUGCAAUUGGUGAAUUUCUAAAUUUGGUGGUUUUUCUUAGUCUUCGAACAUUUCGAGAAAGUUCUUGUGCAUUUUAUUUGACAUUGGCUUCAUUUUUCAAAAUUCUUCAAAUCUUCACUGGUCUUUUAUCUCGUGUUUUUACGAGUAUUACAGCUGUUGAUUGGACAGCGAUUUCGCCAUUCUAUUGCAAAUUUCGUGGAUAUUUUGCUGAAUUUUCUCCGUUGUGUACAUUGGGUUUAGCUUGUUUAGCAGUGAUUGAUCAAUAUUUUGCCACAUCAACACAUCUUCGUUGGCAACAAUGGUGUGAUAUCAAAGUGGCUUAUCGAUUAUCAUUUCUAAUGACAACAUUUAGUUUGAUAGGUGCCAUUCCACAUGGAAUCUUCUUCGAAUUAAUCGAAUCACCAAUAACGAAACGAUAUGCUUGUAUAUUGAAUAACAAAGCUUUUGAUUAUUAUAAUACAAAUGUGAAUUUACCACUUUUCUUUGGUCCACUUCCAAUGUUUAUUACAAUUAUCUUUGCAAUAUUAACAUAUCGUCAUGUGAAACAAAUUGCAUAUCGAACAGUACCAUUAGUUCGUCGUCGACUCGAUCAACAGUUGACAACGAUGGUUUUAACACAAACUGUUUUCAAUUCUUUUGCAAUUAUUCCAUAUGUAGCCAUGGUUAUGAUUGUUAAUCAUACAACUCUUCUCACUGAUGCAUCGACUGGCAAUGUGACACUAUUUGUUCUGACGACAAUUGCGAUUACCUAUUAUCUUUAUCCAACAAGUUCAUUCUAUAUUUAUAUGUGCACAUCGGAAAGAUUUCGUCAGCAAUUACGUUAUGUUUUAUUCGAUAUUCAUUUCAAUGGAUGGUUACGUCGAAAGAUCAAUCCUGUGAAUAACAUUGCAUAG